GGGACCGGGACCGGGGUCGGGGUCGCUACCGGACGCUGACGGUCUCUGUGCUCCUUCAGGGGCGGCUGCGGCUCCUCCCCUGGUGCCCGCCGGGUCCGGCCCCGCCGAGCGCCGGCGCCGAGGGCAGAGCCCGGUCCCAAGGGCGCUGGAUGUGUCGGUCGGUGGCCGUCCCGGGGGAGCCGUGGCCGUCCCGUGCUGCCAGCGAUGAUUCCCCGCUGACAGGUACAGCCCUGGCCGUCUCUCGCUGUCCAACCACCACGUAAACCCCGUCUCAGCCCAGUUUCCCUGAGCUCUGCAGUUGCCCUCUCCCCGGGGAGCACUGUAUCCCCUGGGAAGUGCUGUACCCCCUGGGGGGAUGCGGAGCCACCCAGUGCUCGGCCCAGCAGAGCAGGUACGUUCGGACUCCUCAGUCUCACCUGAGUGUCACUGGUUCCUGCCUCUUCUUGUGCCAGUGCUUCUGCCUCUGGCAGAGCUGACAUGGGAAUGCUGUGGAGGCUGUUGAGGUGCUGUUGAGGUGGGGAGGGCAGGGGGCAACUUCGGGGUGUAGAGAGAGAAGAACCACGGGGAGGGAAUGUGGUGUGGCUGUGGAUUUGCAAGCUCUAAGUAAGGAAAAUGGGCAAAUUUACCUCACUGCUGGAAUCACGUGGCUCCUGGCCACUGAAUGAACUGGGUCUUGGGUCCCUUGGCAAAUAAACUCCAGUGAAAAGUGCUUUAGCCGUGUCUCACACUGGGGAAGACAACCCCAAAGUCCUGGGAUGGGGAUGGGUGUGUGUCACACUGCCCUGUGCCUGCGCUGGUUGUCAUGGUGUUGCCGCUGUCUUCCCCACCCUGGGGAUUUGGGAGUUCUGUGGUCCUGGACUUGUCAUGCUGAGCUGAAGGAGACAGGAUGGGGCAGGACAGGCUUGGGGCCUUUUGGCAGAGUGCUGUCGGGCUUCUGUGGGUGCCAAGGGCCUGUUCCCGGGGCACGGGCUUGCUCUCAGGAGCAGUUCCUCUGCAGGCUGAGUGGCACCGACUGCAGCUGGGGAUGGUUCCGCUGUUACCUCUGAUGAGGCCCAGGUAGGAUCCGGGCCAUGGGGGCUGCACCAGGGCCAGCAUCUCCCCGCUGCCCUCCGUAGCCCAACAGCAGCUGGUGGCUACCUUGACGGGCCACUAUGGACCGGCCCACACGUGUCCCUGGGCCCCGCCGGCUUCUGGGCUGCUUCAGGCGGAAGCCACAGGCUGUCAGUGGGGAGACACCACCAGAACUGGAGCCAGAGCCAGAGGAACCUGAGGAGACACAUGUGGUGCUGCCCCUGGGUGAGGGCCAGGCGCUGGAGGAGUGUCCCCUGUGCCUGCUGCCCCAGCCCCCCGAGGCCUUUCCCAGCCUGGCCUCCUGCACCCACCGCUCGUGCUGGGCCUGCCUGGAGCAGUACUUGCGGCUCGCUGUCAGCGAGAGCCGGGUGCCAGUGUCCUGCCCACACUGCCCCGCGGCGCUCCAGCCCGCUGAUGUCCACCGGCUCCUGCCCGAGCCUGCCCUCCGUGACAAGUACGAAGAGUUCCUGCUGCGACGGUUGCUAGUGGCUGAUCCUGGCAUCCGCUGGUGCCCUGCACCUGACUGCAGCUACGCUGUCUUUGCCCACGGCUGUGCCGAAUGUCCCCGCCUCACCUGUGGGCGUGAGGGCUGUGGCACUGAGUUCUGCUACCACUGCCGGCAGCCCUGGCACCCUGAUGGCCGCUGUGCACCGGUGCCACCGGUCCCCAGCCUGGCCACCCCCACAGCACAGCUGGCCCAGCCGGAGGAGUUGGCCCAUGCUGAGGCUGAGGACAUCAAGGUCUGUCCUCGCUGCAGCGCCUUCAUCAUGAAGAUCAAUGACGGGAGCUGCAACCGCAUGAACUGCACGGUCUGCGGGUGCCUCUUCUGUUGGCUCUGCUUGCGUGAGAUCUCUGAUGUGCACUUUCUGAGCCCUUCUGGCUGCACCUUCUGGGGGAAGAGGCCAUGGUCACGGACCCGGAGGAUCCUGUGGCAGCUGGGCAUGGUGCUGGGAGCGCCCAUGGUCAUCUCCCUUGCCGCAGGUGUUGCUGUCCCUGUUAUUACCAUUGGGAUUCCCAUCUACAUGGGUAGGAAGGUGCUGGGCCAGAGCCGGCGAAGCAGCCUAUCUGGAUGCCAGCAGUGCCUCUCUGUCACCAGCAGUGUCCUCCUCUCUCUCUUUGUGUCCCCUAUCAUAACAGCUCUGACUGUGGGUGUCGGCGUGCCCCUGAUGCUCGCCUACGUGUACGGGACUGUGGUGCUGUCGCUGUGCCGGAACCGCUGGGGCUGCAGGGGCAGCCGCACGCCUGGAGACCUCGGCGUGGUGGAGCUGGAGAACCUGGCCAAAGUGAAUGAGCUGUGGUCAGUGCUGCCCAGCCCCAGACCAGGUGAGGAUGGAGCUCCAGACCCCGCUGCCUCCCUCCCCAGCAGCAGCCGCAGCCCGCACCCAGGGCCAGUGUGGCCAGAAGGGGACAGCCAGUCAGCCAGCACAGUGGCCCUUGCGGGGAGUAUGCUGAGUGAGGGCCAGGACAUCUCUGACAGGCCCUUGUCCAAAGUCCCUCCAGCUUUCUUGGAGCCGCUUUAGGCACUGUGACUCGAAGGUCUCCCUGGAUCCUUCUCUUCUCCAGACUGAACAUCCUCAGCUGUCCCAGCCUGUCUCCAUAGGAGAUGAGGUUUGUGAGUUGGCUCACCUGCACAACUUCUUCCAGCUGCUCUGGGAUUCCCAUGUGAAGGGGUUGUGCCUUUGGCAGUGCCUUGCACUGCACAUCUUCUGUUUCUGAAGAUGAACUCCACCCUUCUGGUCCUGGGCUAUUGUCUCAGCUUCUGCAGUUCAGUCUGUCCCUCACCAGCCGAGGUGGUGCCUCUCCUGUUACCUUUGAUCCCCCUCCCUGGUGGCCCCAAGCUUCAGCUCCCCAUCCUGUCUGGUGGCUCUGCAGUGGGUUGUCCAGUCCUGAACUGCUUUGGUCUCUGGAGUGUCCAGGCUGGGGUCCUGCAGCCCUGUGCAAGUCUGGUGCUUCAGAGCCACCAACAAGCCCCAGUGCUGCAGCUGCAGCCCAGGCUGUUCCCAUGCUUACGAACUCUGGGUGAGCUGGUGUGUUCCCCUGGAAUGGGGCUGCCUGAGAAGGCCUCCCAGGAAGACUUUUUUCCUUUGGAAAAGUGGGUUUGUUCUCAGGGCAUCUUCCACUUGCUGCCAGGUAGGUUUAUCUCGGGCUCAUUCUGGGAAGGGGCUGCUCAGUACCUCAUGCUUCUCCCUGCUCUCAAUGUCCUGGCCAAGGUGACUCCAGAUUUUGAAUAAACACAAUGAAUAGGCACAGGGACAAGCAGUCCUAAAGCAUUAGUUAUUUCUGCAGUCCCUGAGAGCCUGUGCUGAGGUAGCUUUGCUUGGUGGCAUUAAAACCAGUUUGUCUCAA
Molecule: messenger RNA, 3417 nt
Organism: Corvus hawaiiensis (hawaiian crow)
Lineage: Eukaryota; Metazoa; Chordata; Aves; Passeriformes; Corvidae
Product: E3 ubiquitin-protein ligase RNF19B-like
Exons: 9
Coding region: 1152-2591 (479 amino acids)
Biological process (GO): protein polyubiquitination; positive regulation of proteasomal ubiquitin-dependent protein catabolic process; ubiquitin-dependent protein catabolic process
Cellular component (GO): ubiquitin ligase complex; cytoplasm
Molecular function (GO): ubiquitin protein ligase activity; zinc ion binding; ubiquitin conjugating enzyme binding
Source: RefSeq, a predicted model, not a curated record